GUGAAAAAUUGAUGCAUAUGUAUAAGCGGAUAUCUGUAAUGAAUAUAAUGAAAGGGAGGAAUAUUUGAAGAAUUUAUAAAAUUUUGAUAUCGAGUUGCUUUCUAUAACCUUAAAUUCUUAGGAAGUGUCCGGGUAACCUCCAUGCAAUUACUCUGCUCUGUCUAAGAGACCAAAUUCGGUAUUUGGAAGCUAUUCCAAUUUUCGAAUAUUUUCGCAAGUAGGUACUGAAGUCCUAUCCUGACAGGAAUGACGCGAUUUUUACAUGCUAGAAGAACAUGUUUGAACAAAGAUGGGUGGUGAAACUUUCAAUUGAUUAGAUUUGAAAUACUUCGUUAUGAGUGAAAUUUGUUGAAAAAAAAAAUCUGAUCCUAAACUAAAAGUGGAGUUUAUCCAUUCGAGGGGUAUCAUAAAUUAACACACCAAACAGAAAUCCUGCAGCAAAUGUUAACUAUUUUUAAAAUUAUAAUUCAUAUUAAACCAGAACAUAAUUAAACUCUUAUAUAUAGGUAUUACCUUUCAACAAAAUCAGUGGCUCAAUACAAAACGAGUACCAAAUGAGGCAACACGGCCAAAAGAAAAAGAUUUUGUUUAAAGAGCAUUGCUGAGCAUCGAUUGUUGCUUUUUCUACACCCAAAAAAAGAAAAGAAAAGAAAAAUAGCUGAACGUUUUGGUGCGACCUGGAAGUAAAUUUUGGGUUAUUAAUGAGUGUUUUUAACUCUUAACUUAAAGCUCAUAAGAAUCGAACUACAUAUAUCAGCACCAACAUGUGAAAAGGGUAUAAAAGACAAAGUAAACAAAACCCGUUUUCAGGGGAUUUAAAUAGCUCAUUAUGAGCUCUACUUAACACAAAAAUUGUUUUUAGCUUUUCAGUUUUCGUAAGAUUUAUAAUGCAGUUUGAGUAAAGGAUCUAAAAAAUUAGAGCCAUAAAAUGACAUUAUCCUCACACAGAUUAUUUUAUACACCCUUUACUCCACAACAAAGCAAACGGUCUAGAUGCAAAAAAUUAAAAGGGGAAGAAUGCGGAAAGCUAUUCACUCACUCCUGUAGCUAGAACCAUAAGCCUUUGUAAAAAAAAAUAGGGCAAAUUUUAUCUUAAUCUCACUCACACAUAUGAGACAUACAGUACAAAGCAAAGGGUGUAUAAAACAUUUAGACGAAUUUCAUACUCCAGCUAGGGUCUAUAAACAAUUGCGAGCUAUUUUUCCAUGAUUACACCGUCGUAUCGAUAAAAACAUAUUUAGAAUGAUCCUACGCACCGUUUUAACCACAUAGAUUUGGAAGAUUCCUCGUGAAUUUAAAUUAGCUAUUUAAAACAGAUUGCAAAAUUUUCAAACGCGUUUUUCUCGAAACGUCAUAAAUGAACAUAGACCCUUUUCACGUGUUGGUGCUGAUAUGAUUUGAACCUCGGUCAUACUUAAUUUUGAGUUAAAAAAAAAGGAGCGUGCACGUGUUUCACAAACAAAUCUGGGCACCUGGCAACCCAGUCUGGCAUCCAAGUUUAUGGCCGAUCUCGCCUCGCCAGAGAAAACAGAAAGUUAGCAUAAAUAUAAAAUUUUAUUCGAAGUUAGCCAAUUUAUUACAAUUUUCUACUUGCUGAACAGGCGAAAAUUUAAACAUAAAUUGUGAACAGUGAAAACCAGUAAAUUGCCCGUUGAGCCUUACGAUGGACUCAAGUAACGGUCGUGAGAAAGUAGAGCUAAACAAUUUGGUGAAAAAUAUCGUAAAAACAUUGCUGACUACUUCAAAAUACUUUCACUGCCCGUUUUGUGCGGAUGAAUAUUUAUUCGAAUUCACAUUGCGGCAUCAUUUGUUCAAAAGUCACGAAGAAGAUUUAUCUAAAAUAGUCCAAUCUCCAGACUCCAGUAUCAAAUUCUGUGGUAGCAAUAUUUGUCCUUAUUGUGGAUCGCUGUUUUACUAUUUAUCAGCUCUUCCAAAACAUAUUUUGAACAGUCACAGUCGUGAUUGUUUAAUCAAAUGGCAAACCAUCGAAAAAGAGAACAGUCUGCGGAAAAAGUAUGCUGCCGAGCCAAGCAUCAAAUGUGUGCCUUGCUCUCCGGGUUUAAGUGAUCUUUUCGAAGAACUAAGCACAAAUUCCGGGAGGAAAAAAAACAGAAACUAUCGUCGCAAAGCGUCUCCCUUAUACAAAUCCGCAUUGAAGAAUGCCAAUCGAAUAUCAGCUUCCAAGCUCCACACACCGGAAGAAUCGUGGGUAAGUUGUGAUUUUGAAUUUACAUCGGUCUCACGACCUUCAACAAGUGCUCGAAGAGAACUUCAAUUCGAUGCAUUGCUCAAUGCUGACACGAGUGCUACGGAUAUCUCAGCACAUUCCAACGUAAAGAAAUCAAAAAAACAGCGGAGAAAAUUUUCGUUCAAAUUUCUGAAAACUAAGCUUAACUUUAGGAAGUACGUUAUAUCGAAAUUUACCAAAAAGUAUCACUGUAAAAUUGUAACAAGCACGCCGAAUAACUUCCUGGAUGACUCUACCAGAGGUGAUGAACGCAUUUAUAAUCAAGAACGUUGGAAUAGGAUCCACUUGGAUGAUAGUUUGUAAGUUUUUGGAAGUAUUAACUAAGGAAUGUUAGUAUUGAUUGAGGUAUAAGCAGUGGUAUAAGUUUGAUCUUUUUUCUAUUUUAAAGGAAAUACUCAACAAAAAAUUUUCCGGGAAAAUAUUUUGACUUAUUAACACGUUUCGAGAGUCUGCUUUUUGGCAAAUAAAAAAAAAUAAAAAAAAUGUUAUUUUACGUGGUAUUCUAAGAAGUAGCAAAAAGAAAUCAUUUCAAGUAAGAAACAGGUAGACAGAGAGGUGA
Molecule: messenger RNA, 2807 nt
Organism: Uranotaenia lowii
Lineage: Eukaryota; Metazoa; Arthropoda; Insecta; Diptera; Culicidae
Exons: 2
Coding region: 1664-2551 (295 amino acids)
Source: RefSeq, a predicted model, not a curated record